Molecule: messenger RNA, 1723 nt
Organism: Phragmites australis (common reed)
Lineage: Eukaryota; Viridiplantae; Streptophyta; Magnoliopsida; Poales; Poaceae
Exons: 4
Coding region: 446-1435 (329 amino acids)
Biological process (GO): regulation of flower development
Cellular component (GO): nucleus
Molecular function (GO): protein binding
Source: RefSeq, a predicted model, not a curated record
ACUCACUGCUCGCUCGCGACUGCAACACUUUUGUCACUCUUCUUCCUCUUCCUCGCCUUCCAAGGCAAGGCCUGGCUUGCUAUAAAGCGGCCAUAAACCCCACGGCCGAGCGGACGCCGCCUCCACUCCACUCCACUCCACUCCUCUCCUCUCCUCUCCUCGGUUCGGAGUCUACUUUGAUGCUCGGCAUGCUGCUGCUUCUCCUGCUCCUGCUCCGAUAGUGGUAGUGGUAGUGGUAGUGGUACUGGUACUGGUACUGGUACUGUUAGAGUGGGGCGGCUCCCUCCUCCCUGGCUAGCUACUGAUCUAGACGACUCUAGUGCGCGCGCAACAACGCCGAGCCCAUCCCAGCGAGGUAAAGACACACAGCAGUCACCAACCGCUCCAAGACAAGAUCGACCGAGAAGUGAGAUCUCACCCACAGCACAACAAGAGAAAGCCCGCCAUGUAUGCCGACGCCGGCUUCGGCUUCGCCGCCGCCUACUCUCCGGCCCCGCUCCUCUCUUCUUCACAGCCCCCACCCCUCGACUUCUCCUUCCCCUCCGCGCUACCCGCCCCUCCUCUGCUCUCCGACGCCUGCAUCUCCAUCUACAUGGACGACAACUACGCCGCCAUGCCGCUCAUCGCCGACACGUCGGAGAUCACCGCCGCCCACCUGGGAAACAUGGUGCAUCCAUCCUUGGUAUCAGAAUAUGACCUUGGAGGAGAAGGGGACCUGUUCAAAGCUCCAGAACCCAUCAUCCAGGAAUGGUUGCUUAGCCUUGAUCCAGUUGCAGCUGCCAUUUCAAUGAUGUCUGGUAGCGAAAGUGCAAUGGAUGAAACUAUCGAGACUGCAGGCAUUGGCACCAUUCAAAAUGGUCCUCUUCUAAGUGAAGUGUUAUAUGAGUGCGAGAAGGAACUCAUGGAGAAAUCUGCAAUCGAAGAGACAAUUUCUGAACUGCUAGAUGUUAAGAUUCCCAUGCUGCAAGUCGAAGAUAUACAGGUCGAACUCCCGACCAUGGACAAAGAGAAAUCAUCCAUUCCUGAAUGCUCACUCCAGAAAAGUGUUAGUUCUGGAUGCCUGAACUCAUCAGAUUGGAUCAGUGGACCUGUCAGGCCAAACUUUCUGGACUUCCAAGAGCUGGACUUUGAGGCAGCAUUUGGGUUGAGGAGAACUUACAGUGAAGGAGACAUUCAGAGUCUUGGAGCCAACACCCCUCGACCAGCGAAUGCAGCAAAUGUUCAGACAUCUUGUGAGAGGCUUGUGACCAUCAGUGACCUGAAGACCGAAGAAAGACAGCAAAAGCUUUCGAGGUACAGAAAGAAGAAGAUCAAGCGAGACUUUGGUAGGAAGAUCAAGUAUGCUUGCAGGAAAGCUCUAGCAGACAGCCAGCCAAGAGUGCGAGGGAGAUUUGCCAAGAUUGAAGAAUGCGUCCUGCUGAAGCCAAGGAAGUAGAUGGCAAAGUGGCAAAGCUUGCAAGGAAUCCACUCGAGGGCUUGACGGAGCUUCGGCUUCUGGAGAUCAAGGUGCACUGCACCACCUUCGGCGACGGAGGUGGAGAGGCACUGUGUUGCCCGUCGGAAUUAAUUUAGUUGUUGAACCAAUCUCCUCCCUCCGGGCUGCAUUCUAUUUCCCCUGCCCUGUGUAAUAAUAUCGUUCGCCGCGAGGGAGUGAAGAGCUGAAGUCUCCUGUACAAAGGCUUGAAGAUGACAAUAAAAUUCAGCUCCCUUCUUGUUUGGCAUG